AACUCAGAACUUCUUAUUAGUCUUGCCAACACCUGCAACUCUUUGCAGCUUCCUUUGGUAGAUAUCCUGACUUUUGAAUGUGUGGAAAAUGCAGGAAAAAAAAAAGCUCCUCCAGCAUUGUUUCCUGCAAAGACCAUUCUUAAGAGCUCGUUGGACAGUGCAGGACUCUUAAAGUGAUAGCUAAUUGAAAGAAAGGCCCUGAUUGUCUUGAGGGAGCUGGAAAGUGCUGCGUGUGCUGCUGAAAGGGACUAGGGAGAAGGUGCCUAGUUUCGCUGAGCAGCUGCUGCUGGAGAUAUUUGGAGAUUACAUCAGCAUUGGAAAAGAGGGGCCAAAAAAAAAAAGUCCGACUUCACAGAGACUGAGUUUAUGGAGUUUUUUUUCCAACUUCCAAAGGUCUUCUGACAAUACUGUCAUUGUCAAUAUAAGAGUUGUUAAUUCUUUAUGAAUAGCACAUGGGGCCUCUUGACUAAAUAGUACGUUACAUGUCCCAAAUCUGUCAGCUGGACUCUUCUCUCACAUGCUAGUGAGAUCACUUUGAUUGGAAUGUUAGAGGAAUUGCUGGGCUGGCCAUGCAGAACUGAAUACUGCAUUAUAUAAUUAGAUCUCCCAGAUUAUAUUUUUUCACAUUACCUCAUUAUUCUAACUUAAAUAUGGAACCAGACCUUUUGGUGGUUUUACUUGUUGUAAUUAUAUUAAUACGAUUAAUUUUGUGGUCCUGUCUUAGUGCUUAUAUAGAUUAUAAACUGUCCCAAAGGUUUCCUGACACUAAGAAAGAGGACUAAGGGACUUCAAAAGGCUUGGUCAGAUUUGAAUUGACAAUGGGGAGAGCUGGGUAAGGUAAAUGGAGCUAGAGCAACUUUUACCUUGGGAUCUGAUGAGAGAGAAAUGGCCUGUUGAGACUGCAGCUGAGUGAAGAUCCUUCAGAAAGCCUCAUGCUGACAGAGGGUAAGGAAUGACAACCAAUUGAGUCAAAUGACUUUCUAUCCAACUUGGGCAUGAAUUUGCUGUUGGGAACAGACUUGUGGACUUCUGCCAAUUAAAUGAUGUGGACAAGCUGGAAGGAACCCUCUUGCUGGACAGUCCAAGAGUGCUCAGUGUCCACAUGCCACGUUGUGGGCUGGCGGAUUUUUACCUGACUGCUUGCUUUGUUACCAAAUUCCUCAUGGCUCUUCCCAGCCAGUCAGAUCUGAAACGGAAUGAUUUUAGCUGACCAUAACCUUCCAAAUACUCACAUUUCUUAACAAGUGAUGUAUAUGAGUACCAGUACAAGGUUGAUACCAGGAAUAAUCUGUUCCAUGGAAGACAGAUUUGUGUCUCAGAGAUUGUCUGAGGGACUCUGGCUGUGCUUCAGCACCAACAAUGGGUGGGGUGUAGAGUUGUGUUUUUUAGGUUUUAUUACAUUUGUAUUAUGUAUAAGUUUGUUCCAUGUACCCCCGGUUCUGUAACGGUUCCCCCCGGGUUUUCCCGUCUUUCCCUGCGGGUCCGUUGUCCCCAAAAAUGCCAAGUCAUCCCCCUGUUUACCCCAGAUGCCUGUCUGUCACUCAGUGUCCCUUCCCCCCCACCUGGAAUCUUCCACCCGGGACGCCGGGCGAUAGGCAGAGGACCUGGGACCCUUCACCUGUCCAUCCUUCAUUGGAUGUACCCCCGUACCCCACUACCCUCAAACCCCCCGUGGCAUUACCCCAUUGGCUGCUCCGGUUUCCCCCCGUUCCGUACUUAGUCCGUGCGCGCGGCGUGCUCCGGGCUUUCUCCUGGCCGGCUCCAGCGCCGCCCUGCCUGUUCGCGCGGCUCCGGCAAACGCAGGUGCGGCAUGCCUGGUUCCCUUCGAAUUAUUAUUUUCCCCGUUGGAUUGCAAUAAACGGAAUUCGACCCCCAGAGAAAGACUCUCUUCAUUAAAUCGCUGUGGGGUCGCUGCCUGCUCUCCGAACUCCGACAGUGCUGCCCAAAGCCCGCGAGGGUUCAGCGGGAAGCGCUGGAGAUCUGCCUGCGCCCCUUCUCCCCAGAGCUAACCGGGGCAAGGGUAAGGCAGACGGGAGAAGAGCGCACUGGCAGUGGGGUGACAACACGAGUGAGUUUUGAUACCAAAGCCCUGCAAGUAACCUUCAUAUCUAGCCUGAAACAAGCACCCUACUAGGACACUGGAAGAUUUGACUACUUGCCCAAGGACAAAGGGACUUGGGAUUUCUUGGUUAACUUACCUGGCAAAAGGAAGUAAAUUUUUUCAAAUGAAUUGUCUUCUUUAAAAUAGGUGUUGUAUUAAGUCAAAGAAUCUAAAUCUUAGAGCAACUCAUUGUAACACUAUCUUUUAAGAAUUGAGUUUUUCUAGAGUAAAGGUAGAAAAAUUGUAUUACCUUGCCCAAGAAAUGCACUAUCCUUGGCUUAGUCACUCUUUAAAUCAUUAUUUUUUUUAAAUAAUCCUUUUUUUGUUUGAUCAUUUUCUAUCUCAUGUGAAAGUGAAGGUUACCACUUCAUAUACUGAUUUCUAUAUCUCUUGGUAGCUCACGUGAUGAUAUCAGAGCUCAGCUAGGUAAAAGCCCACAGUAUUCCCAUACAGAGUUUCUGGCCCAUUCAUGACUCACACACUCCUACAGGCUUGUCAUUAGUAACUGCUCAUCAGCCCUUGUAAUUUUGUCUUUUAGAACCUCCUAAAAAUCAGACAUGAGAGCUUAGGCAGUGGAGCAGGGUAAAUGUCAGGUCAAUUGAUUUCAGCCUCAGAUUUUAUUUAUGGUGGAUGUCCAAUCUACAAAACAGCCUGUAAUGCUUGAAGGUGCAUAUCAUGGGCUUGAAAUCCUGCCAGACAACAAUCCAGCCAUAAAUUAUAUGUAGAUGUAACUAACCCCUGGUUUGUUUCUCUGAUUCUUAAUAGUUCUGUCCUUUUUUUGUUUCCCCAACACCAGCAAACCACAAAGGGAAGAUGAAAUGUUGUCUACUUGAUGUGCAGGCAUACCUUUUAUAAUGAGUAACUGGAAAAAUAGUGACAGUGAUCCAUUUUUCUUCUUUCAGUUAAUCAUCACUAUUCUGAGCUGUUGUGUGCAAAACAAAGCUUGUGGAGAAAUUGAUAGUGCCUUUAAGAAAUAAAUAUUCUAAUUCUUUAUUUCAGUCCUAUUGAAAUUGCAUUUGAUAAUGUACUGUUUGUAUGAAUUGUUUAGAAGUGGGAAUGUAAUGAGGAGCCAUACAGGUGAAGUAGUGGUUUACUGCCUUUAAUGUCUGGGGAUACUGGAACUGACAACAGUGUGGAAUUCACAACUUUCAUUUUUUUAUCCCUGCAGGGCAACGCUUCAAGUUUUCCCUGUAAAUCAGAGCUUGUAGUCUUGUUAUGGACCAUACCCAAUAGACUGGAUCUGUUGGUAUUUAUGUAUCUAAAUAUUUGAUUUGGACCUUAUUUGAGUCAUGUGAGUUGCACUCUGAUUAUAAGAGUGGUCUGGCCAAAUAUUAUUUGGCAUAAUAUUGCUCUAUGUCCUACAAUGGUAAAACUGGCUGCAACCCCAAGCAGUUUAUUAAAACAUCAAUGUCGUGAGGCACAUUUAAUUUAAUAAUUAUAAAAAAUUUGACUGAAGAGUUAAUUUAGAUCUUGCUGCCUACUAAACUCCUUAUGUGUUCAAAGCAGUUUUAAUAGCAACUUGGUUAAUUUCUCAUUGCAUUCAUAUAGUUGUUUCCCAUCUUGCUUGGUGUGGGAAGCCAUCCUAUUUAUCCUGCAUUACAAAAUUAGGACUAUCACACUUUCAGGAGUGCAAAAUAUAAAGGAGAUUGAGAUCUUCCUCUUUAUCCCCAUAGGUCUUUUCCCUCUCUCUUUUCAUGGAGAUAAGAAACAUCUAAGCCCUUUAAGUGUGGUAUGAUGUGAAAGUAUCCACUGGUAUUUCCUGGUAUUUCCUAUGGAGCAGUGUUCUAGCAUUUAGAUAUUUAAAAGAUAUUUAUAUUCUGUUGAUUUUUUUGCAUUUAAGGAUGUAUUAAAAAUAAACAAGUGCUUAAUGUCAGUUUUUAUCUUUGGACAGAGUGAAUGAAGAUUAUGGGGGGAGCCCCCUUUCUAGACAUGAAACAAAGGUAUGUGUAAAGAAAGAGAGAAAUAAAAGUGAAAUACUGUGAUAUUAAAAUCCCUGCUGAUGUAAAAUUAUUUGUAUUUUUAUAUACUGAUUAAAAUAUACUGUAUAUAAAUAUAUUUGUAUUUUUAUAUACUGAUUAAAAUAUACUGUAUAUAAAUAUAUUUUUUAUGUUUAUAUUAAUUUAUAUAAUUAAUUAAUAUUAAUGACAUAAAUUAUUAUAUAAUGACCAAAUUACCAUGUAACCUACUGAGAAGAAAUCCCACUCUUUGCCUGAAGACAUUAUUGUGAUGAACCUCUAAGAUGGGGAUAUAUAUAUAUAUAUGUAUGUAUAUAUAUGUAUAUAUAUGUAGAUAUGUAUAUGAAUAUAUAGAUUAAAUAGAGCCUAUUUACACAUCUAUAUCAAAAAUAAAACUAUAUAACAUAUGGAUGCA
This is a messenger RNA of Taeniopygia guttata (zebra finch), 4471 nucleotides long. RefSeq names its product small integral membrane protein 38 (gene SMIM38). The record is from RefSeq and is a predicted model, not a curated record. NCBI's taxonomy places the organism in Eukaryota, Metazoa, Chordata, Aves, Passeriformes, Estrildidae.